This is a messenger RNA of Pleuronectes platessa (European plaice), 1583 nucleotides long. It is a transcript of the gene lrrc71, whose product is annotated as leucine rich repeat containing 71. The record is from RefSeq and is a predicted model, not a curated record. Bases 1 to 1515 code for a protein of 504 amino acids. The transcript is spliced from 17 exons. Lineage: Eukaryota; Metazoa; Chordata; Actinopteri; Pleuronectiformes; Pleuronectidae. Gene Ontology annotation, molecular function: protein binding.
AUGUCCAGAAGGAAGCAAGUGAAGGACAAACCGGACAAGACGAGUCCAGAGGAUGAGAAGACUACAGGACAGACUCCAUCUGACACAUCUUCUGCUCAGACCUUUGAUGAAUAUCAGUGCACAGGCAACGUGGAGAUCGACUUCCCUGGGCAUUGUGCUCUCCUGGACGUGAGGUGUGUUCCAGCUGUCAGCACCAAGCGACCAGCCUCCUCCUCCUCCUCCUCCUCCUCCUCCUCCUCCUCACCGGCUGAGAUCGAAGGAGAGGAUGCAAAGGACACCCCCUCCCAGGUAACGGACACAUCUCACUGGUCUAAGCCACGCCUCCAAGUGGAGCUGGAAAACGAUGACCCCCUCUGUGCCAAGAGUCUGAAGGUCUCAGGAUGGAAGGUAGAUGAGCAGAUUGCCAGGGUGCUACAGAAGAUGCUCCCCUCCCUGAGCCACCUCCAGAGCCUUCAGUUCUGGCAGGCGGGACUGAGCGACCCGGUGGUCACCUCCCUCGUGAACACAACGCCACUGUGCUCCAGCCUCAGGGUGGUGUCAUUAGAAGGUAACACUCUCCCUGAACACUGCUUCCACUGUCUCCUCUCUGAAGACAGCGUCCUCACUCACUUGUCCCUGAGAAACAACCGGUUGGGCGAUAGCAGUGCUCGUCUGAUUGGGUCUUUGCUCUCAACGACCAGAACGUCCAACAAGAACCUGCUGUCACUCAACCUGGCGUUCAAUUCUAUUGGUGAUGCAGGUGCUGCUCACAUCGCUCAGGGCCUGCGCUUGAAUCGGGCUUUGCUCUUCCUCUCACUGUGCAACAAUCAGAUCGGAGACUCGGGAGCUGCUCAUCUGGCUGCGGUUCUCUGCGAAUUUGCUCUGACUCACGAGGAAGUUGUGGAGAGAAGGAAGCUGCUUCUGGAAAGAUCUCAGUCUUCAUCUCUAAGGGUCAACUCUGACCAAACGUCCACUGACCCACUUCCCUUGGUGGCCAGCAGCACUUCACUGAAAGAGGACAACAAAGGCACGUCCAAAAAAAAGGAGGCACACAAAAAAGAGGAGAAACCCUCAACCAGCAAAGAGAAGUCGAACAAGAAAUCCUCUGAUGUGAAGGCAGCUCUGAGUAAAGGUGUGAAGCCCGGGGACCGAGAGGAGCAACCGAGUGCACAGGAGGUUCAGUCAAGCACAGCCCUGAAUGAGCAGCAGGUGGAGACGAUGGAGAUGGGGAACCCCCUGCUGGACGAGCCGCUGCAGCACAGGGACGGGCAGCUCUUUCUGCCUGGAAACACAACUCUCGCCUCCCUCAACCUGACAGGAAACAGAAUCACAGAGCGGUCGCUGCCUCUGUUCCUGACGUCAGUGGAGAUGCAGGGUGAGGAUGGAGGCCUGCUGCGUCUCUGUCUGCAGAGAAACCGCUUCCCACCCGAGUGUGAGACCUAUGUGAAGAUAAAGGAGGUGAUGGCACUCAGAUACCAGAGAAGAACUGCUUGUGGAGAGACAGAAGAGGAGGGACAGGGACCACCUGAGCUUUAAAUUUGCUACGUUGCAUGCAUCAGUCUUGUGGGGAAUGAAAGGCCAGUGGCUGAACAGGAGGACAAUGU